Messenger RNA from Pyricularia grisea, 1008 nucleotides. RefSeq lists its product as uncharacterized. Bases 1 to 1008 code for a protein of 335 amino acids. Gene Ontology annotation, molecular function: manganese ion transmembrane transporter activity; iron ion transmembrane transporter activity. Gene Ontology annotation, biological process: intracellular manganese ion homeostasis. The record is from RefSeq and is a predicted model, not a curated record. NCBI's taxonomy places the organism in Eukaryota, Fungi, Ascomycota, Sordariomycetes, Magnaporthales, Pyriculariaceae. The transcript has 2 exons. Gene Ontology annotation, cellular component: fungal-type vacuole membrane.
AUGUCCAUCGUGGCCGCCAAAAACAGCCUCGUGGCCCUGCUCCGCCGCAGCCAGGACCCCAACAACGACGACGACAACAGCUCCAGCCCCUCGACGCUGUCGCCAUUCAGCACAGCCGCGAGGGCCGGCGAGCAGGAACCCCUUUUGGGCUGCGGCAGGAGGAGAGCAACCGAGGACGACGACGUCGAGUCGCAGACCAGCAGCCACACGCUCGGCAGCACAGACAGCCAGGCGUCGUCGUCAUCGUCUUCCUCGCGCCGCAUCAGCGCCCGUAUAAUAUCCGACGCCACCAUCGGGCUGUCGGAUGGACUCACCGUCCCUUUUGCCUUGACGGCUGGCCUCUCCGCCCUCGACGACAGCCGCAUCGUCAUCUACGGCGGUUUGGCUGAGCUCAUCGCCGGUGCCAUCUCGAUGGGUCUAGGUGGCUACUUGGGUGCCAAGAGUGAAAUCGCAUCAUACCAAGAAACCCUCACCCAGACCAACCACAUGAUAAGCACAGACGCAGACGCGACAAUCGAAGCAGUGCGGUCCGUCUUUGCGCCCUACGACGUCCCCAAGCCCACCGUCGACGCGCUGGCCGCCCACAUCUCGACGGGCAAGAAGCUGCCCGACUUCCUGAUGCACUUCCACCACCGGGAGCCCGCGCCCGAGUCGUCGCGCGCGCUCGUGUCGGGCCUGACCAUCGCGCUGGGCUACUUUUUGGGCGGGCUGCUGCCGCUGCUGCCCUACGUCGUCGUGUCCGGACCCACCGCCGCCGACGGUCUGCACCGCGCCUGGUCCAUCAGCGUCGCCGUCAUGGCCGUCGCGCUGUUUUCGUUUGGCUACGCCAAGACUUGCUUCGUGACCGGUUGGUCGGGCCGCCGGUGUGUGCGCAAAGGGUUGGUCGGUGCAGUGCAGAUGGUCGUCGUCGGCGGUGCCGCCGCCGCCGCUGCCAUGUUGCUCGUCAAGUUGUUCAACUCCAUGGCAGAGGCCGGUGGUGGUGGGCCUCUGACGGGGUCUGCUGCGUGA